This is a messenger RNA of Mercenaria mercenaria, 7052 nucleotides long. RefSeq lists its product as uncharacterized. The transcript has 2 exons. NCBI's taxonomy places the organism in Eukaryota, Metazoa, Mollusca, Bivalvia, Venerida, Veneridae. The coding region runs from base 684 to 6302 and encodes 1872 amino acids. The record is from RefSeq and is a predicted model, not a curated record. Gene Ontology annotation, molecular function: DNA binding.
GUUUGCGAGGGGACCAGCAAUAAAAGAAAGGGUAAUAGAACCAGCCAUUCAAGAGGGCAUUCAUUUAUACAAGGUAUAUUGACAUUUGGAAACAGCUACAAAAUGGGAUGAGAUUGAUCUGUACAACUGACAGUGAAGAUAUGGAAAAUAGCAAAUUUAGAUAAUGUGAAAUGAAAUGUUAGUAAGUUUCAGUUAGCCAGGUGGUUUUGCAGAAAUUAUUGAGCUAUUAUCUGUUGGAAGAGGUGUAUUAUAUAUGAUAAACACCAUAUACUAGAUGAUAAUCUUCUAGACGAGUUGAUGUCAAGCUGCAAUAGUCUACCUGUGUAAUUAAAGAAAGAUAUUUAGGGAGUAAAAAAUAUCAUGGAUGAACUUUCCUCCUCAUGGUGUUGACCAAAAAGGUUUUGACAUUUGUUGGCAAUGGUUAAAACAGAAAUGUGGUGAUGUUGACAUUUUAGCUGGGGACUAGGACUGUGUACAGAUACAUAUAAGAAAAGUUUGUUUCUUAAUCGGACUCACACUCACACAGGACAGGGCGACUGUUUGGAAGUUUUCCUCCAGUUCGUCCAAGACCAGAAACCAUCUCGUGUACUCAGAUGGUAGCAGGUUUAUCUGUUCCAUCUUUUGUCUCGUCAGCUUCAUUAUAAUUUAUAUGCUUAGCACCAACAACAGCCUCUAGUUACACCAUGUCUGUGUCAUCCAGUAUAUCCAGUGUUGUUACGGUCACUAGCGGUUCAGCAGCAGUACCUUUAUCCAUUGUGCAAGCGCAAGUUCCAGUCAUGGUGGUUAACCCGAUGCAGCAUAAAUCAUGUGCUGCACCAGUCACUGUGACAACACGGUGUGUACAGGCAUGUUCCUUAUCGAAUACAACAACAGCGAGUAUAGUAAGUACAAACACAAACAAACCAGAAAAUUCUCCUGUACAAAACAUUACUCAGAAUGGUAGUCUGGUGUUAGGAAAUCCAUUUCCUGUGCAUUCAUCAUCUAAAAACAUGAUAUCUGGAAGCUUUUUACCAAAUCAAGUUUUUCAAACAAACCAGCCCCCCAGCAAUGUGGUACUAGCUUCAUUUGUACAGAAUGGUGUUUUACAAGGAAAUAUAUUCCAAGGAAGCUUUGCUCUCCAGAGUAUAGGAGUACCUGGUGGUAUACUGCAGUUAAAUCCUCAGCAGUUUGGUUUUCAGAAUACACCACAGUAUUCAUUAACAACCCACAAUCCUCAGGUUCCAGUAUCCACCGCCACUAGCAGUUCAGGGAAUUUGGGAAGCAAAACACCAUCAGUUAGUGAAAAAUCAGCACAAAAAGCAACAACUUCAUCUUCAUCUUUCCAAGUUGUGAUUGAACCUGAUUCUGAAUUUAAUGAGAAAGUGAAGUGUGCAGGAAUAGAUAGAAAGGUUCAAGUUGACAACGAAAACAUUCCAUCUACUAGCAAUGCCAGUGUGAAAAGUAAACCAUCCGGAAAGUCGAGUAUGGAGAGUGGCAAGCAAGAGGAGAUUACAGAAGUAGAAUUUCGUCCUAAAAUUGAGUACUGCUACAGCAUGAAAAAACUUAGCCUUAGACAGAUGAUGGAGUUACUGGAUAAUGGGCAGAAUGUAAUGUUGUUUGUAAAACCAGAAAGUAAAGAUUACUACCGUGCAAAGGUAUUCUGUGAAGCAGUAGUAAAGCAUAAUGUUACUGGCAUAAAUACAAAUAUAAAAGAUAAGUUUUACGCAAGUCUUAUUUCUCCAUAUAUCUCACUGGAAGAAGCAAUGCUUCUGAAAAAGGAUAUUGAAACUUCUCAGAAUACAGUUGAGGAGGAUAUUAAAACAAACACUACAAAAAGUUCAUGUGAAACGGAAGAAGUUGGUAAAAAGAUGGAACAACUAAAAACUCCUACUGACCAAAAUUCAGAAACUGGCAAUGAAGCUGCACUAAGCAUUUUUAAAGCUUUAACAUCUCACCCAGAUUUAUUAAGAGAAACAUUGAGAAAGAAGAUUGUUGUUAACACGGUACAUACCAUCAUGGAAAAGAAAGUUAAAGCAGGUAAAGCAGAUAUGAUAAACAAAAAAUCUUUUGAAUGCAUCAAAAGUAAAACUGAGAUUGGGACUAGUGAUCUAAAGCAAAAAGAUUUGAAAAUUGCAUCCAUUCAAAGUAGAAGUAGGAAAGGAACUUGUGAAGCUCAGCAGAAAGAAAGUGAAGCUGAAUCAAUAAGGAAAGAACACAAUGCAGAAGUUGCUGAACAGAAUGAAAUUGAAAGUGAAGCCAGAUUAUUAAGGGAAAAGAACAGGAGGAAUGUAGCCGGACAAAGUGAAAAUGAAGUUGAAUUAAGAAAAGAAUACAGAAAGAAAACAGUUGAACAAAGUGCAUGGGAUGCUGAAUUAAUUAGAAAUAUAAACACAGUUCAAAACAAGAACUCCAUGCAAAGUAAAGACUUAGCAUUGAAAAACUUAGUGGACAUGGCACUAAAACCAACAACGAAUGAGGCAGAGUUGAUCAAGAAAGCAUUUACACUUUCUAAAGUCGAUAUUUCUGGAAAGGACAUUUCAUGCUCGAGUCCAAAAGACCAAAACAAGACGGUCACAAACAUUGGAGCUUCAAGGUCAGUUGAUGAAGGUGGAGAUGUGUUUGAAAUUAUUGAUGAUACAGUUAAAACAAAUGAGCAAACUUCAGAAAUUCGACUGCCUGAUUGGUUUCACCUCAGUAAAUGGAGAUCAACCACUUGUACUAAAAAAAUUUCAGGUGAAAAGUCGGAUGAGAGUCUCAAAAUUUGCUACUUGUGUGGAAUAGAAUUUCUAGAUGCCUCAUGUACAUGGAAGCAUAUUUUAAAUGAACAUGCAAAAAUCAGUGCAGGUACAAUGAAUCCUACUAAUCUCUUUUAUUUUUGUUCUCACUGCUAUAACAUGUAUAGCAGCAUGGAGGCUGUCAGAGAACAUGAACUUCUUGUCCAUCUUUGUGACUUCCCAUGCUACUUCUGUGGACUUUCCAGUGACAACCGAUGGAACAUGCUGAGUCAUAUUGCAGGUGUACACAGUCAUCUCUACACAUGCGCAUAUAAAUGCUGUAAAUGUCAGUUUUUAAAGGAAUCAGAAUUCCAGAAGCACUGUAGCAUUGAAAAUCAUAUACAGACGAGAAACAUUGACGAAAGUCGAAUAGCAACUUUCAUCUGUCUAUUUUGUAAUAUAAAAUUCUGCACAAAACUAAACCUCAUCAGUCAUUUAAGUUUACAUAUAGACACACCCAUCCCGAAUUCAGGUGAAAGUGUUUGCUCGUCUUGUAGACAUUCAUUUCUAGAUGCCCAGGCUUUGUUUUUCCACAGAAAUCUAGAUGCUAGAAAACCUGAGAAACUGAGACAGUUAAGUAGCUCCAGUCUAAAUGCCUUAGCAGAACAAGGGAUUUUGCAUCAAGAAAAGACAGAAGCUUAUAAAGAUAAAAAGAGAAGGACGAAAUGUUUUCAAAAGGAUACUCGAUUUUUAAAAGUUGAGGAGUACAUGAGAACAAACUUGAAUGUUGAUUCAUUUGGCUACAGGGAAAUAGAAAUUGGUUCAAAACAGUACAAAUAUCCUCUUGAAGAACUACUAGAGUAUUGUGAUUUUGGCAAGAACUUUCCAAAAGAGUUGACUACUGUUGUAAUGGACGAUCUGAUAAAACUCAUGAUAGAAGUCUUUCCAACUUUACAGGUAGAUAAGUCUACAUUGGACUUACAAAACUUUCUUGUGUCAUUAAGUCGAUCUCAAAAGUUUACCGAAAUUCUGCAAAAAUAUCACUUAAAACCUUUACCUUGGAAUGGAAAAAUCCAAGCAUGUGUUAAGACGUUUAUUUAUAAAAUCGGGGCGGGUUGUUACAUGUAUCCUGAUGUUGUUCCCAUGAACACAUUGAUUGUUUCCUUACAAAAAAGUCUGAACUACCUCGAGCACAGACGUGAUUCUGUUCUGAAUAACCACAAUCACAAACGGGAUUCUGUUGUAAAAAAGCUACGUGCAAAAAUACUUAGAAAUUCGAAGAGCUCCAAUCCUCAAAGUGUUCAAAAUGGUCAAAGAAGUAUUAGAUUUGUUACUGCUGCUGUGAAUCCAGUUACAAUACGCUUUGUUCCAAGUACAAUCAACACUCUACCUACUGUGAAUUCAAAUGUACAAGUUGAUUCAAAAACAAUUGGCGGUAUUCAUGCUGUGAGUUCAAAUGUACAAGUUGAUUCAAAAACAAUUGACGGUAUUCAUGCUGUGAGUUCAAAUGUACAAGUUGAUUCAAAAACAAUUGACGGUAUUCAUGCUGUGAGUUCAAAUGUACAAGUUGAUUCAAAAACAAUUGACGGUAUUCAUGCUGUGAGUUCAAAUGUACAAGUUGAUUCAAAAACAAUUGACGGUAUUCAUGCUGUGUGUUCGAAUGUACAAGCUGAUUCAAAAACAAUUGACAGUAUUCAUGCUGUGAGUUCAAAUGUACAAGUUGUUCCUAUAACGAUUAGCAAUCUCUGUACUGUGAAACCAAAUGUAAAAGUUGAUUCAGAAACAAUUAGCAAUCUCCCUACUGUGAAUCCAGAUAUACAAGUUGAUACAAAAACACUCAGUAAUGUCACUGAUCAAAAAACAGUAUGCAGUCUCCCUUCUGUUAUUCCAGGUAACACAAAUUUAGACAGCCAGAAAGACAUUCUAGUAAAAGACUUAAACAGAAACAACCUCAAUCAGAAUAGUGAUAAGCCUAGUGUGUCGUUAAGUAAAACACAAAAAUUUGUUGUCUCAAGGAAGCUUUCUGGAAAUACUGAAGAAAAUCUUGUAAAUGUAGAUAUGAAUAAUGGUUUCAAAGAACAGCUUACGGUGUCAGAUUCACCUAGAAUUACAAAAAAAAUACAAAAACGAAAUGCCUCUGAUGUAGUUAAAGAUUUUGUUCCAGCAAAAGUUGUGAAAAUAGCACGGUCUGCGGAUAGUCUGCCUACUUGUUCCAGAAGAAUGCCAUGGUUAAAUAAAUAUGUGAAAUGCUCUGUUGUGAAAAUUGAAAAAAGUCACAAAGCAGAUUGUCUUGGUUUGGAAUUAGUUACUGCUAAGGAACAAUACACAAGUCAGAAACUUACCAGAACUGUCAUGAAGCAAAUGUGCCAGGAAGAAUCUAUUGAAAUCAAGCCUGUUGUCUAUGACAGUGAUAAACCUUUAUUCAGCAAGAAAGAUGGAAAGAUUGUGAAAGAAGAUGAAAGUACUUUUUGCAACAUGAAUACUGAGUCACCACCAAAAAGGGGAAUGAGAAGACCAAAUAGGAAAAGUCAAAAAGAUGAGUUAGAAAGCAUUGGAGAGGAAAAGAGAGAUUCUUUACCUAAGAAAAGAGGGCGGCCUAAGAAAAAUGCAGAUGAUACUAAAACAUAUUCUCACAGUGGUAUUGCUGUAAAUGACAGUGACACAAGUGAGGAGAUACCACCAAGAAAAAGAGAAAGACCUAGAAAAAAUAUAGGUGAUAGUGUGACAGAUUCUGAAUGUUCGAUUAUUCUUGAUGAUGUUGAUAUUGAUGAAGAUGAAAGUGAUGAAAAUAUUUCUGAACUUGAAAAUUAUUUACAAGGGAAAACAGGAAAGCAAAGAAAAGAUGAAAAAGUAAUAAGAGAAAGGCAGUCUGUGGGUGACAUAUGCCAAAAAGAGGAUUCUAGCAAAUCUGAGCUAAAUAAAAAGAAAAUCUGUGUUGGAGAAUUUAUGAUGAAAGAAAGUACUUCAAAUAAAAGAACUCUGAAAGAAGAUAAAUCAGAUAAAGAAAUUAAGGGUUCCAUAAAUGUUAACAACUUCACUGUCAAUAUUGCAUGUGAUUAUAGUGAAUCAAAAAUUGAAAAUAUAACCAAGAGAAAACCAGGAAGGUCAAAAAAGGAACAGCAAUUGAUGGAACGGAGACAUAAAGUAGAAUGUAGAAAUUCACAGUUCAGAAAUACCGAACAUGAAAAGAAUGUAAAUCCAGCAGUAAUUAAAAACAUUAUGCAGGAGUUGAGAAAUAGGCCCACUUAUGAGAAAAUAGAUGAUAAAGUAAAUGUAAGUAAUUCAGAAUUAGUUGAAAGAAAGAAGCUUAGACCAAAAAAGAAUUGUAACUACUAUGAACAGGAUUCUUCAAAUGAUAGUAGUAGUGAAGUUGAAGACAGCUUAGAUCCUGUUAAUUCUUGUGGUUUUGUAGGUUUGAAUGUUACCCCAGAACCAGAUCUGAUAAAUGGUACAAAUAGGAAAGACAUCGAUCUACCUGUUGAAAGUAUUGACAACUCUGGUGAAGUCAACAAUGUAGACUGUGUUUCUACAGAAACUAAGAGAAUGCUGAGCAAAAUAUUAUUUGAAUCCAGAAGCAGAGUCAAAAAGGAGAAAGUGGAAAAAAUCUAGAAAAAAGCAUGAGAUGAUGGAGUAGAUACAAGUGCUGACAAAACUGAUAGAGAAAAUGAAAUACUGAUUGAAGUGAUCAAACCAUCAGUCAGAAUCAAAGAGGUUAAGGAGGACCCAGAGUCCCAGAGUAUUCUAAAGCUGAAGACUGGACAUAUUUCUGACGGAAACAGUGAAUACUUUAGAAAUCGUUAUCUCUGCCAGUCACUUGUUACAGACAACAUUUCUGUUAAAUAAGUUAUUUUACUUGACAAAAAAAAUCAAAAUGUAGACACAGCAUUUGUCUCUGAUUGGCAACCUACAUUAGUCCAUAUGUAGUCCCAGUUAUCAACAGGCUUUCCAUAGUCUGAAGCAUUAGUUACCUCAGCCACGUCAAGCUAUGUAACUUCUACAUCAGCAUCAAUAGCAACACCAUGGAUGAAUCCAUAUCCUGUAAUGUUUGGCAGUGAAAAGAAAGCACAGAAAAACAGUAUUUCAAAUCCUGUUUAAGUUAAAGGAAGUGAUAAGAAAGAGUUAACCCCACCCCCUCCGAAGCAGCAAAAUGCACAAGUUAUUAGACUCGGUUUAUUUUUAUCCAAGAGCAAGUUCUGUUACAUGAUGUCAAGGUCUGUUGUUGCUAGUAAGUCAACAGAAUUCGUCGUCAUCAUGUCUUACACAUGUUCCUGUCAGUGGUUCCAAGAAAUUCAUUCUAGUGAGUGUACCAACACAACACAUGUGGUAUUCUUUUAAAUGGCCAAGCACAACAAACAAAAU